This is a messenger RNA of Python bivittatus (Burmese python), 2381 nucleotides long. Its product is annotated as ADP-ribosylation factor-like protein 5C. Gene Ontology annotation, molecular function: GTP binding; GTPase activity. The record is from RefSeq and is a predicted model, not a curated record. NCBI's taxonomy places the organism in Eukaryota, Metazoa, Chordata, Lepidosauria, Squamata, Pythonidae.
AGGCGUUUGCUUAUGAAGCUCCGAAGCUCGUGAUGGGUCAGCUUUUCGCCAAACUCCUGAGCAUUUUUGGAAGCCGCGAGCAUAAGGUGAUAAUUAUUGGAUUGGACAAUGCUGGAAAAACUACCAUCCUUUACCAGUUCCUAAUGAAUGAAGUCGUGCAUACCUCACCUACAAUUGGAAGCAACGUGGAAGAAAUCAUCCUGCACAAGACACAUUUCCUGAUGUGGGACAUUGGUGGGCAGGAAAAUAUGCGGUCUACUUGGAACACCUACUAUUCCAACACAGAGUUUGUCAUCCUUGUGAUCGAUAGCACGGAUCGUGAGAGGCUGACAGUGACGAAAGAAGAGCUGUAUAAGAUGUUAGCUCACGAGGAUCUGUGCAAUGCAGCUGUGUUGAUAUUUGCCAACAAGCAAGAUGUAAAAAACUCCAUGUCUACCUCUGAGAUUUCUAAGUUCCUCACUCUGAGCUCCAUCAGAGACCACCCAUGGCAUAUUCAAGGGUGCUGCGCACUCACAGGAGAGGGCCUUCCUGCUGGUUUAGAAUGGAUGAUUUCUCGAGUUGCUGCCAAGUGAUCUCAGCCAAAACUACUUUGGGACUGUGGAAAAACAAACCAACCCUUAUAUUUAUUUCCACUUUGCAAAACACUCAGGAUCUGUUGGACCUCAGUUAGCUUUCCUCCCUUCUCCAAAGCCAUCAGUAGUUGUUUUUAUACUUUCUUAGAAAACGUCGUGUUAUAGGAGGUGAUGCGUUCAGCCCGCAGAGAGAUUCUUCCUGGACUUGGAUCCGAUGGUAUCACGGUGGAAAGUCAGUUUACUUCACAGUACUACGUGGCUUUGCUUUUAGACCUUUCCAGGCAGAAUUGGACAUCAUGCCAUGAAAAGUGUAAGUCCUGUGAAGUGAAGUAAGGUUAUGGAAAACUAUUGAGCAAAAAAGACAGCAAUGCCUUCCGUCUCCCCACCACUAAAACAUUUUGUAUUAUCACUGUGGAAACAACAGCAAAGAGGGUGGAAUGUUAUUAUAGGAAAUGUUAUUUUAUGAAUUUCAUUCUGCCUAGUGAGACACUUGGACCGCCUUCCAAAUCCAGAAGUGCCUAAGGAACUUUUGGGACACGUGUCUUCAAUUCCUCAUCUUCUCCUAGGACUGCUUGCUCUCAUUUCAUUUUGGACCAUGUCCAAUAAAUAACAUGAGUGCUGUGUUGCUUUUUUAGCAUUUCCCCAGUCCCUCUUUUUUGUCCAUCCCGGGCUCUGUGUGUGUGUGUGUGUGCGUGCGCAUGCAUAUGUGUGUGAGAGAGAUCCAUAUUAGGAAACAGUCAUUUCAGCUGCUGUUUUUGGAGGAUUCCUUUCAAACAGGUCAAGGCAAGUUUGGGAGAAGAAAAUCUGUAAGUUCAGGCAAAACAAUGGCUGAAUUGCCAUAAAAGAGAAAGUUCAGUCUCUGAGCCUGUCUUUCCCUCCUUUAAGGAGGACAAUAUUUGAGUUGUCAUAAAGUUUCUGACAUUCUGACAAUUUAAUCAUAAUCAUAACCCAAAUAUGAUUAUACAUGUUACUUCUGGUCUUGGAAAUGCUCACUAUCCAUCUGUAAGACAGAUAGACUUGGAAGCAAGGGAGAUCUGAUGCUACGUGUCCUGCCAAAAGAAUUUCUCCUUUGUAGAGUUUAUUAUGUAUAAAUGCCAUUAACACCAUAUUUAGUUUGACCUUUUGUGCAACAGAAUGGCGUAGUACAGUGGGCUCUACCACUUCAGACUACAGAUAGGGGAGCUUCCAAAAGUAAUUUCAUCCAAGGCUUUUUUAAAAAAAAAACAUCCUGUAAACAAGGAGAAAAAGAGCUGUUAAGAUUUUAACAUAGUUCUUUCCUCCCUAGCAUGCUCUUAAUGUAAAGCAGUGUUUCUCAAACUUGGCCACUUUAAGAUGUGUGGACUUCAACUCCCAGAAUUCCUCAGCCAGCCAUGUUUGAGAAACACUGAUGUAAAGGAAUAUUCAAAAAUGUGAUUCUCUGACCUAAAUUUUGUUGAGCAGCUUUUUUUUUUUUCCUUUCUCACUAUGCAAUCAACUCAUCAUUAGAUGUAUAGACCAAGACACCGGAAGGAAGGGGGCAAAAAUGUAUUAGAGCCUUCUUCAACAUAAUGCAAAAUCCUAUCUGUUUUGGAACUGCCAUUCCCAGACUUGGAACUGUGGGAAAUCUGAAUUAAACACACCUGGGAAACUUCAGUUUCUUAACAGCGAAGUGACCAGAAGUCCCAUUUGAAGGUUGUAUGUUACUUCAUGAAGUUACAGGAAUAUGUGCUUUAUCAUUAGAAGUCUUGGCACUGUUUAAACAAAUGUUAUUUGUGUCUUCUGUGUCCAAAUGUAUUAUGAUGGAGGGGAUUUUUAAAAAUAUUUCUAGAU